Molecule: messenger RNA, 1605 nt
Organism: Strongyloides ratti
Lineage: Eukaryota; Metazoa; Nematoda; Chromadorea; Rhabditida; Strongyloididae
Product: Prolyl 4-hydroxylase alpha-related protein PH4[alpha]EFB
Exons: 3
Coding region: 1-1605 (534 amino acids)
Biological process (GO): peptidyl-proline hydroxylation to 4-hydroxy-L-proline
Cellular component (GO): endoplasmic reticulum
Molecular function (GO): protein binding; L-ascorbic acid binding; iron ion binding
Source: RefSeq, a predicted model, not a curated record
AUGCUUUUGAUUUUAUCUUUAUGCGCAAUAAUAACAUUUAUUAAUGGUGAUCUUUUUACGGCUAUGGUUGAUCUUGAAAAUUUAAAAGAAUCUGAACGUGAUAUUGGUUAUGUUAUUGAAGAAUAUAUUAAAUCAGAAGAAGAAAGAUUAAAUAAACUUAAAGAAUAUGCUAAUGAAUAUAAAGUACGUUUAAAUGAAAAAAAAGAUAUUACUUAUAUUACUAAUCCAAUAAAUGCAUAUACAUUGAUUAAAAAAAUGUCAGUUGAUUGGAAGAAUAUUCAACAAAAAAUGAAUGAGAAUAAAGCUGACGAAUUUUUAGAAAAAAUUAAAUAUCAAAAACAAUCAAAAAUUAUAAAAUAUCCAGAUGAUGAAGAUUUAACUGGUGCAGCAAAUGCUUUAGUUCGUCUUCAAGAUACAUAUAAUCUUUCAACAACUGAACUUGCUGAUGGUAUUAUUCAAGGUCAAGAUAUUAAAAAAAAAUUUACAGCUCAUGAUUGUUUUGAAAUAGGUAGAGCUGCUUAUAAUGAUCAAGAUUAUUAUCAUGUUGUUAAUUGGAUGCAAGAAGCAUUAAUGAGAUUAGAAAAUGAAACACCAAGGACAGUAGAAUAUACAGAUAUUCUUGAAUAUCUUGCUUUUGCACUUUUUAAACAAGGUAAUGUAAAAAGAGCACUUGCAUUGACAAAAAAACUUGCAUCAAUUGAAACAAAUCAUCCUAGAGCUAUAGAUAAUAUAAAAUGGUAUGAAGAUAUGCUUACAUUAGAAGAUAAAAAAAAUCUUAAUGAACUUCCACCAAUUAAAAAUGAACGUUUGGUAUAUAAAAAAGUUCCUGAACAAAAUGAAUAUGAAUCAUUAUGUCGUGGAGAAAGUACUAUUAGUAUUAGUCAAAAAUCUAAACUUUAUUGUUAUUAUAAACGUGAUAGACCAUUUUUAAAAUUAGCACCAAUUAAGGUUGAAAUUGUACAUUUUAAUCCAUUAGCUGUAUUAUUUAAAGAAAUAAUUAGUGAUGAAGAAAUUUCUGUUAUUGAAAGUCUUGCAAUACCGCGUUUAAAACGUGCAACUGUUCAAAAUGCAAAAACAGGAGAAUUAGAAACUGCUUCAUACAGAAUAUCAAAAAGUGCUUGGUUAAAAGAUGGAGAACAUCCAGUUAUUCAUAGAAUAAAUAAAAGAAUUGGUGAUAUGACAAAUUUAAAUCAAGAUACUUCAGAAGAUCUUCAGGUAGCUAAUUAUGGUCUUGGUGGUCAUUAUGAUCCACAUUUCGAUUUUGCUCGUAAAGAAGAAACAAACGCAUUUAAGCGUUUAGGAACUGGAAAUAGGAUUGCUACAGUGUUAUUUUAUAUGUCGCAACCAGAACGUGGUGGAGCAACAGUAUUUACAGAACUUGGUUUACCACAAUUUCCUGUUCAUCAUGAUGCUUUAUUUUGGUACAACUUAAAACGUAAUGGUGAUGGAGAUGUUAGGACAAGACACGCUGCUUGUCCAGUAUUAACAGGAGUUAAAUGGGUUUCCAAUAAAUGGAUUCAUGAAAGAGGACAAGAAUUUACUAGACCAUGCGGUUUAACAGAAGAUAUUGAAGAGCAAUUUGUUGGAGAUUUAAGACCAUUUUAA